This is a messenger RNA of Musca domestica (house fly), 1838 nucleotides long. RefSeq names its product neuronal acetylcholine receptor subunit alpha-4-like. The record is from RefSeq and is a predicted model, not a curated record. Gene Ontology annotation, cellular component: neuron projection; postsynaptic membrane; synapse. The transcript has a single exon. NCBI's taxonomy places the organism in Eukaryota, Metazoa, Arthropoda, Insecta, Diptera, Muscidae. Gene Ontology annotation, molecular function: acetylcholine-gated monoatomic cation-selective channel activity; transmembrane signaling receptor activity. Gene Ontology annotation, biological process: monoatomic ion transmembrane transport; signal transduction; nervous system process. Bases 440 to 1738 code for a protein of 432 amino acids.
AUCCCCAGAGAAUUACUUCGCCACCAUACACAAAUACAAAACCUCAAUUUCUAAAUUCUUAAAAGAAAGAACAAUAACAAAAAAAAAACGAAAGAUAAAUUUAAUAAACACAACUCAUACAAAUGCGCUCAAAUCUGGACAAAGAAUUUAAUUCGAUAUGUGCAUAUGCCCAGAUGUACAUACGACAAUAAUCUACGGCAGUCGGGUCUCAACGCCACCAGUUUCAUAAUUCACUUUCUGAAAGUGGACUCGCAGUUUUAGUUUGAAUCUCCUACACUCAGCACCGUAUUUUUCGUGGAUAUUGUGCGGCGUUUAAAAACUUGCCGCAAACAAUUGUGGAUUUAAUUUUUGUCGCCACGUUUUCUUAGAGAAAGAAAAAAAACAUAAAAAGAAAUUAAUUUGUUAUUGUGAUAAGAACAACGAAAUCCCUCAACGAAAGAUGUUUACUUCCUGCCGUCACCGCGCCACCAUCACAGUCGCUCUGUUCGUGGUGGCAGCAAUUCAGCUGGCUGCCUGCACUGAGGACGGAAAUGCCUCAUGGAAUAUCAGCACAAUGGACCGUCUGCGUGUACAACUGUUUACGAACUAUGAUAAGAGCUCGCACCCCAUGGUUACACCCACGCAGCGGACGAACAUAACAUUGGGCAUAGCCGUCAACUACAUCGAUAUCGAUGAAUUGAAGGGCAGAAUGACGCUGCAUGGCUGGGUCAACAUGCGCUGGCGCGAUGGAGGAAGGACAUGGAAGCCGGAAUAUUUCGACAACAUAACCACCUUGCAUAUACGUUCCAAGGAGGUAUGGAAGCCGGACAUUACUCUGUUCAACAGCGCCGGCAGCGAGGGCGAUUAUGUUGGUGAUACACAGACUAUGCUCUCCUACGAUGGUAGCUUCAUGUGGGUGCCUCCCGUGGUUUAUACGGCCUACUGUAAUCUGAAUCUCAAAAUGUGGCCAUACGACCAGCAAACGUGCAAACUCAAAGUGGGCACAUGGACUUUGACAACAAUCGAUCCAAAAUUCCUUGACUUCAAGGAAAGCAUCGAUUACAAGGAUUUGAUUAAAUCCACCGAAUGGGACAUCAUCGACGCCAAGGCCACAUACAACAGUGAGGAAUUCUACAACUAUAUAGAGUACACGUUCCAACUUCAACGCUACUCUUCGAUGUACACAACGGUUAUUUUCACGCCAGCAUCCUGCAUUAUACUAAUGUGUCUAUCCAUAUUCUGGCUACCACCCCAAAUGGGAGAGAAAAUUUUGCUCAAUGCCGUUUUGAUUGUAAUUAUUGCUGCAUUCCUGAUGUACUUUGCCCAAAUGUUGCCCAUAUUGGCGGAAAAUACCCCACUAGUGGUACUCUUCUACAGCGCCAGUUUGUUGCUUUUGAGCAUAUCGACAAUCGUUUCGGUAACCGUCCUCUAUUUGUCCACAGCCAAACAUAAGCAACGUGUACCGGCAUUUUUGAGAAACCUUCUCAAUGGCGGCUUGGGUCGUGUUUUACUGCUAAGCGAGUUUUCCCUAGAAGCCGAACCGCAAACCCUGCUCAAUAAUGGCACCAAGGAGAUGGGCGAACACGUCUAUGACGAACCAAUUGAGACAACAAACGAAAAUACAAUGUUCAAUGCAUCGAAUCAAACACCGAGAUCAUUGCAAUUCGAUUGGAUCCUAUUGGCAACAGCCAUUGAUCGCAUCUUCUUCCUGGUGUACUGUUUCAUUUUCAUUAUUUUGGCCAUUGUCUAUUCGGUGUAGGAUGCAGGAUUGAAAUUUCACCAUUAGAAAACCAAAAAUAUGUCAUUUUUGUAUUGCAAAUUUAAUAUGUAAAUAAAAAAAUUGUACUGAUAUAUAAUAA